Globicephala melas (long-finned pilot whale) is the source of this 2098-nucleotide messenger RNA. It is a transcript of the gene ST8SIA2, whose product is annotated as ST8 alpha-N-acetyl-neuraminide alpha-2,8-sialyltransferase 2. The record is from RefSeq and is a predicted model, not a curated record. Gene Ontology annotation, molecular function: alpha-N-acetylneuraminate alpha-2,8-sialyltransferase activity. Gene Ontology annotation, biological process: oligosaccharide metabolic process; N-glycan processing. NCBI's taxonomy places the organism in Eukaryota, Metazoa, Chordata, Mammalia, Artiodactyla, Delphinidae.
GUGGGUCCCGGUGGGCGCGAACCCACCAUGCAGCUGCAGUUCCGGAGCUGGAUGCUGGCUGCGCUCACGCUGCUCGUGGUCUUCCUCAUCUUCGCAGACAUCUCGGAGAUCGAAGAAGAAAUCGGGAAUUCUGGAGGCAGAGGUACAAUCAGAUCAGCUGUGAACAGCUUACAUAGCAAAUCUAAUAGAGCUGAAGUUGUAAUAAAUGGCUCCUCGUCCCCGGCUCUUGUUGACAGAAGUAAUGAAGGCUUUAAGCGCAACAUCCAACCAGCCUCGGCCAAGUGGAGACACAACCAAACGCUCUCUCUGAGGAUCAGGAAGCAAAUCUUAAAGUUCUUGGAUGCUGAAAAGGACAUUUCUGUCCUCAAGGGGACCCUGAAACCCGGAGAUAUUAUUCAUUACAUCUUCGACCGAGACAGCACAAUGAACGUGUCCCAGAACCUCUAUGAGCUCCUCCCCAGAACCUCUCCACUGAAGAACAAGCACUUCGGGACUUGUGCCAUCGUGGGCAACUCCGGGGUCUUGCUGAACAGCGGCUGCGGGCAGGAGAUUGACACACACAGCUUUGUCAUCAGGUGCAACCUGGCCCCGGUGCAGGAGUACGCCCGGGACGUGGGGCUCAAGACAGACCUGGUGACCAUGAACCCCUCUGUCAUCCAGCGGGCCUUCGAGGACUUGGUCAACGCCACGUGGCGGGAGAAGCUGCUGCAGCGGCUGCACAGCCUCAACGGCAGCAUCCUGUGGAUCCCCGCCUUCAUGGCCAGGGGCGGCAAGGAGCGGGUCGAGUGGGUCAACGAGCUCAUCCUGAAGCACCGCGUCAACGUGCGUACUGCAUACCCCUCUCUGCGCCUGCUGCACGCCGUCCGCGGAUACUGGCUGACUAACAAAGUUCACAUCAAAAGACCCACCACGGGCCUCUUGAUGUACACCCUGGCCACACGUUUCUGCAACCAGAUCUACCUCUAUGGCUUCUGGCCCUUUCCACUAGAUCAGAACCAGAACCCCGUCAAGUACCACUAUUACGACAGCCUCAAGUACGGCUACACUUCCCAGGCCGGUCCCCAUACCAUGCCCUUGGAGUUCAAGGCCCUGAAGAGCCUGCACGAGCAGGGGGCUUUGAAACUGACUGUCGGCCAGUGCGACGGGGCCACGUAAGCAUUAGGCAGAUAAGCCACAGGAAGAAGGUGUGGAGAACCCACCUGGAUCAGAUUGAGACUCAGAGCAUCUUUGGGGGCAGAAGGACUGGACAGGAAGAGAUGUCAGUCCCAUGACUGGAUGACACACUGCCUCCCAAGUUGGAGGGGUCUUUGGGCUCACGGAUGAUUGGAGAACCACUUGUUGGCCGCUGCCCCGAGCCUCUGAGAAAUGUGGAUUCUGGGUGAGCCAAGACCAGAGGGGACAACUUGACCCAAGUCUAAAAUGGUGCUGUUCCCAGGAAGAGGGAGGUUGGAACAUUCAGCCCAGCCAAGGAGCACAAGGUCACCAAAAGGAGCAGAGGCCACGUCAGAGCUGAGGACUCGGUUCCAUGAACUUAGAGUUGAACUGCCCACAGGACGAACCACAGUUGACCCACCUGUCCCAGACCAGCCUCCAUAGCUCUGGAGAGAAGGCUGGAGAAGACAGUGGACAGGUCCUAUUCUGGCUUUGCAAGAACCCCCAAGAACCUGGGACCGAGCAGGCAGAUGACACUAAAUUGCUAGGGUGUUCCAAAUCGUGUUUUCGAAAAAUCGCAGCUUCCUACUAAGAUUCAGCACUCCAGCCCCGAAUAAGGCAAAAGAGUGUCCAAAAUGUGGUGGCUGUUCUUUAAAGCCACUUGAGUUGUCAAGGAGGAAGGGACCCUGGGCUUUCAUCCUCAGGGUUAGCCUCCUUCCUGCUCUGUUAGAAUGUCACAGAAAGGACUGUGCUCUUCCCUUCUGCCUCCAGGGAAGCCGCCGCAAAAGCUUGAAAGGGCACCGCAAAGAUAAAUGUCAUCCCUUUAAAAUAUAGGUGAUUGCCUUCCCGGGUGCCUCGGGAGCCCCAGAGUGUGAGGCCCCAGAGUGUGGAAGAAUGUUAAGCAUCGAGCUCCAUUUCUCUACAGCCACUGUGUUUGCUUUCUGCA